AUGGCGCAAAUUCUGCUACACGGAACUCUUCAUGCUACCAUCUAUGAAGUCGAUAAACUCAAGAACGUUGGUGGUAGUAACAUUCUUAGCAAGAUUAAACAAAACUUCGAGGAGACGGUUGGAUUUGGAAAAGGAACUACCAAACUUUAUGCAACCAUUGAUUUGGAGAAAGCACGAGUGGGAAGGACCAGGAAAUUAGAAAAGGAGCAUACUAAUCCUAAAUGGUAUGAGUCUUUUCAUAUUUAUUGUGCUCAUUUGGCAACAAAUAUCAUAUUCACUGUGAAAGAUGCCAAUCCUAUUGGUGCAACGUUAAUUGGAAGAGCAUAUGUGCCUGUUGAGGAUGUGUUGAGUGGUGAGGAAAUAGAUAGAUGGGUUGAAAUAUUGGAUGUGCAUAAAAAUCCAAUUCAUGGAAAUUCAAAGAUCCAUGUGAAGAUGCAGUUUUUCGAUGUUUCAAAAGACCUUAACUGGGCUCUAGGCAUUAGAAGUCCUAAAUUCCCUGGAGUUCCUUAUACUUUCUUUACUCAAAGACAAGGAUGUAAGGUUUCUCUAUACCAGGAUUCUCAUGUCCCGGACAAUUUUGUCCCGGAUAUACAACUUGCAGGAGGCCAGACUUACAAGCCUCAGAGAUGUUGGGAGGAUAUUUUUGAUGCAAUCACAAAAGCAAGGCACUUAAUAUACAUUACAGGGUGGUCUGUGUAUACUGAGAUUUCCUUGGUAAGGGAUUCAAGAAGGCAAAAGCCGGGAGGUGACAUAACGCUUGGUGAGCUUCUCAAGAAAAAAGCACAAGAAGGUGUUAGGGUGUUAAUGCUUGUUUGGGAUGAUAGAACAUCGGUUGGUUUGUUAAAAAAAGAUGGGUUGAUGGCUACUCAUGAUCAAGAAACUGCGGAAUUCUUCCAUGGAUCUGAAGUGCACUGUGUUUUAUGCCCUCGUAAUCCCGAUGAUGGUGGAAGCAUUGUCCAAAAUAUAUCAAUUGGUACCAUGUUUACUCAUCAUCAGAAAAUUGUGGUGGUGGACAGUGAGUUGCCAAGUCAAUCUGGAUUAGAUAAGCGAAGAAUUGUGAGUUUUGUAGGAGGUAUUGAUCUCUGUGAUGGAAGAUAUGAUACUCAGUUUCAUUCACUUUUCAGAACCUUGGAUACAGCACAUCAUGAUGAUUUUCAUCAGCCUAACUUUCCUGGUGCUACAAUUCAAAAAGGUGGUCCUAGGGAACCUUGGCAUGAUAUCCACUCAAGGCUUGAAGGUCCUAUUGCUUGGGAUGUUUUGUUUAACUUUGAGCAAAGAUGGAGGAAGCAAGGUGGAAAGGACUUGCUUGUUCCUCUGAGAGAUCUUGAAGACGUUGUUAUUACCCCAUCCCCGGUAACUUUCCCUGAUGAUCAAGAGACAUGGAAUGUUCAGUUAUUUAGAUCUAUUGAUGGUGGAGCAGCUUUCGGGUUCCCGGACACUCCUGAAGAUGCUGCUAAAGCCGGGCUUAUUAGUGGGAAGGAUAACAUAAUAGAUCGAAGUAUUCAAGAUGCUUAUAUCAAUGCUAUUCGACGCGCCAAAAAUUUCAUCUACAUUGAAAAUCAAUAUUUCCUUGGAAGCUGCUAUGCGUGGAGUGCUGAUGGGAUUAAGCCCGAAGACAUUGGUGCUUUGCAUCUGAUCCCAAAAGAGCUUUCACUUAAAAUUGUUAGUAAGAUUGAAGCUGGGGAAAAGUUCACCGUGUAUGUUGUGGUUCCCAUGUGGCCUGAAGGUGUCCCAGAAAGUGCAUCGGUUCAAGCAAUAUUAGACUGGCAGAGGAGAACACUGGAUAUGAUGUACAAAGAUAUUAUUCAAGCACUCAAUGCCAAGGGAAUUGAGGAUGAUCCUCGGAACUAUUUGACAUUCUUCUGUCUUGGAAACCGAGAGGUGAAAAAAGAAGGAGAGUAUGAGCCUACUGAAAGACCAGAACCUGAUACAGAUUAUAUCCGAGCUCAAGAGGCCAGGCGUUUCAUGAUUUAUGUCCAUGCCAAGAUGAUGAUAGUUGAUGAUGAAUACAUAAUCAUUGGAUCUGCCAACAUCAACCAAAGAUCAAUGGAUGGUGCUAGAGACUCUGAGAUAGCAAUGGGAGCUUACCAGCCCUAUCAUUUAGCUAAUAGGCAGCCUGCAAGGGGUCAGAUUCAUGGUUUCCGCAUGUCGUUGUGGUAUGAGCACCUCGGCAUGCUUCAAGAAUCCUUCCUUCACCCAGAAAGUGAAGAAUGCAUUAAGACGGUGAACCAGAUUGCUGACAAGUAUUGGGAUAUCUAUUCCAGCGAGUCCCUAGAGCAAGACCUCCCCGGUCAUCUUCUCCGCUAUCCAAUUGGGGUUUCGAACGAAGGAAAUGUGACAGAGCUGCCAGGAUUUGAAUUCUUCCCCGACACCAAGGCUCGUGUUCUUGGCGGAAAGGUUGAUUACCUGCCACCUAUACUUACUACUUAG
This is a messenger RNA of Lathyrus sativus (Indian pea), 2430 nucleotides long. The record is from the annotation of a GenBank genome assembly. Lineage: Eukaryota; Viridiplantae; Streptophyta; Magnoliopsida; Fabales; Fabaceae.